AAUAACCAAUGUGCCAAGUACAUUGCAUUGUGGGAAACGUAUCCGCACGUUGACAUUGGUGAUACAGCGCCAGUGAUUUCAAGGACCCAGCCCAUCUUUCUGGACAAGGACAGGUCAGUUCAGAAAUGGGUGCCACUAUGUCCAGUCCUACUCCACCCACAGUCAAGGCCGAAUCUAUGAUGGCCUCUCCCACUCCUGCGUUUGUUGGCGGCGUGUCCCCACCACAGGGCUGUCCUAUGCAUCAGGCACAGGAACCAGUCAAAGCAGUUGCCCCUCCAUCAGAGUGCCCCAUGCACCAGGCUACUGCUGCUGCCCCUACAGAAGAGAAGCUUGCUGCUGCAGCAGGGCCAGUGCACCAGGACCGGGCCUAUGAGUUUGUGGCGUGUCCUAUGAAGGCAGCAGCAGCCGGACAAGGCCAGACUGACAUUGACCCCACUAACAUGAUGCCUCCACCCAACCAGGUCCCUGCCCCAGACCAGCCCUUCCUUCUACCAGUGAACCGAGAGGAGUCUAAGAUCCCGCGGGCUGGAACAGGCAAGAACUGGGUCUACCCCUCGGAACAGAUGUUCUGGAACGCCAUGCUCAGAAAGGGGUGGCGCUGGAAGGAAGAUGAACUGGGUCAGCAGGACAUGUCCAACAUUAUAAAGAUCCACAACACCAACAACGAGCAAGCAUGGCAGGAGAUUCUUAAGUGGGAGGCCCUCCAUGCUGGGGAAUGUCCAUGCGGUCCAUCCCUGAAACGGUUUGGUGGCAAAGCUAAGGAGUUCUCCCCAAGGGCUCGAAUGCGUCACUGGAUGGGAUAUGAAUUGCCGUUUGACCGUCACGACUGGAUCGUGGACCGCUGUGGGAAGGAAGUCCGCUACGUGAUCGACUACUACGACGGAGAGAUCAACAAGGACACCUAUGAGUUCUCCAUCCUGGACGUCCGCCCAGCUUUUGACUCUAUAGGUGCAGUCUGGGACAGGAUGAAGGUGGCCUGGUGGCGCUGGACCUCGUAAGCAGCAAGCAAAACACUGUAAAACAACGUUUUACAUUCUUCAUUUCGAUACUGAGAUGUUCUAAAAACAACCCCAGAAGACCCAUUCAAAACUGCAGUAGAUGCUUUAUCACGUGACUGUAAUAUACCAGAUUCUCCAUCAUUA
Molecule: messenger RNA, 1142 nt
Organism: Oncorhynchus nerka (sockeye salmon)
Lineage: Eukaryota; Metazoa; Chordata; Actinopteri; Salmoniformes; Salmonidae
Product: holocytochrome c-type synthase
Exons: 7
Coding region: 126-998 (290 amino acids)
Biological process (GO): cytochrome c-heme linkage
Cellular component (GO): mitochondrion
Molecular function (GO): holocytochrome-c synthase activity
Source: RefSeq, a predicted model, not a curated record